AUGUCUGGCCUCUUCUCGAGUUUCUUCAGCGCCAGCGCGAAUCCCUUUGGGGAUAGCGCCACCGGCUCGCACAUCAUGGACCCCGUCUCCGAAGAAGUCGACGAAGAUGAGGCGUCUGGCCAGUUCAUCACCAGCGACUCCGUCCCACGGUCGGGACCCAACUCGCAGGCCAACUUUGGGGCCGACGGCCCUACCGACGGCCCGCCUCCGGCUCGCAGCGCCCAAAGCCAAGACAGCUAUCCCGCAGAGUACAACUUCAACCGCCGAACUUCCGUGUCCGCCGAAUCGUUGAAGCCCAACGCCGACAACAAUGACAACUGGUCGCCGCCCCAGCACGAUAAGACGCCCGAGCAGCUGGAGCGCUUGAAGGCUGCCAUUGGGAGCAACUUUCUCUUCAAGCAUUUGGAAGAUGAGCAAAGCGGGCAGAUUCUCGGCGCCAUGGUGGAAAAGCCGAUACCUGCCAAGGGCAUCAAGGUCAUUAACCAAGGCGACGCCGGCGACUUUUUCUACGUCGUCGAAAAGGGGUCUUUUGACGUCUACGUCAACCCAUCCGGCAGCAUCCAACCCGGCCCCGACGGCCUGGGCAACAAGGUCGGCAACAUCGAGGCUGGCGGUUCUUUUGGUGAGCUGGCCCUCAUGUACAACGCUCCUCGCGCCGCAACCGUCAUCUCCGUCGAGCCCGGAUGCACGCUUUGGGCCCUCGACCGCGUCACCUUCCGUCGCAUUUUGAUGGAGUCGACCUUUGCCCGGAGACGCAUGUACGAGCGUUUCCUCGAAGAGGUACCGCUGCUGUCCAUCCUGGACCCUUACGAGCGGUCCAAGAUUGCCGAUGCGCUCGAGACGCGGAAAUUUGCUCCCGGGGAAAUCAUCAUCAAGGAGGGCGACCCGGGCCAUUCAUUCUACCUGCUGGAGAGCGGUGAGGCCGUGGCAUACAAGGGCGACCCCAGCAACAAGCUGCUGGAGUACAAGAAGGGCGACUAUUUCGGUGAGCUGGCUCUGCUCAACGACGCACCGCGAGCCGCUAGUAUCAUGGCUUCGACGCACGUCAAGGUGGCGUCGCUGGGCAAGAACGCGUUCCAGAGAUUACUCGGUCCCGUCGAGGGCAUCCUCCGGCGGACCAAGUACGAAGGCGUCGCAACAGGAGUGGAAGAUGUGGACCCCCUGAGCUCUGGAUAA
Hirsutella rhossiliensis is the source of this 1176-nucleotide messenger RNA. Its product is annotated as cyclic nucleotide-binding domain-containing protein. The transcript is spliced from 2 exons. The coding region runs from base 1 to 1176 and encodes 391 amino acids. Gene Ontology annotation, cellular component: nucleus; cAMP-dependent protein kinase complex. The record is from RefSeq and is a predicted model, not a curated record. Gene Ontology annotation, molecular function: cAMP-dependent protein kinase regulator activity. NCBI's taxonomy places the organism in Eukaryota, Fungi, Ascomycota, Sordariomycetes, Hypocreales, Ophiocordycipitaceae. Gene Ontology annotation, biological process: regulation of protein phosphorylation.